CUAUAGACCGGCCGACGGGCGCCCUACCCGUUGAGUGGAUCCCAUGGGAGGACGAGGAGGCGACGACGACGGCGACGGAACGGGGGUGGCCGUGCCGCUGGGUUGCGGCUCGCUUCACCGCGCGCUCUUGCAGUGCCACCGGCGUGCCGGGGACCCGCGGCAGCAGGCGGUGCUGUGCCGACACCUGAACCGCUCGCUGGCCGAGUGCGUCGUGUCCGCUUGCUGCCCCGAGGAGUCGGAGGCCGUGCGUAGCCUCUGCUCCAGCGCCGGUACCUCCCUCAAGCGGUCGCAGUGCCAGCGCGCGCGUCUCGCUCUCUCCGUCUGCCUUUCCUCCCCUCAACCGCCGGAUUCAUAGCCGUGGCAGUAUCCUUCUCGAGAUUACUGACCCUUCUGCACGCGGGCUCGUGUCUUGUUGGUUUCGCAUAAGCUGUUGCAGGAGUUGUUGCCGAAGGCCUAUUUGUCUCUCCUUCAGAUUUCUGGAAGAUCAGCCAUCGCAAGAGACCUGCCUAUUCUGCCUUUGUCACACAGCUUAUGUUUUAACAGUUACGAAUACUUCCCUCAUUCAAGGAGGUGAAAGGCAAGUACUAAACAUUUAGGUGUAGAAUCACUGCAAUUGCACACCAACAUAUGAAAAAUAUUGAUGCUUGGUUUAACUGUUAAGUCCAACAUCUCUUCUAUCAGUGCCUCAUUGUUUAUGUAGUAUAUACAUUGGUCACACAUAAUUUACACAUUUUUUAUGUGUAAAGUUGCAAGUGUAGAAAUGAUAUUGUAAAUUUGGAAAAUAAUAAAAUGUGUAUGAAAUUAAACAUAAAAGCAGAGCUUUGAUUAAAUUGAUUCAGAUGAUGUUGGUUUUAGAUGAGCAUUGUUAAUUUUCUUAUUGUACAGCCUGUUUUAAUAGUAGUUCUCGGUUCCAUGAUUUCUGCACCACAAGAAUGCGGGCAGCACAUUUAGUAAUAGUUUCCAUCUCACACAAAUCACUAAAGCAUGGUUAUAGCUUUCUUCACUCUUCUUCCUGUUAAGAGUGGGUCUUUGACCACCACCUUUGCUUUCAUUAGCUAGCUUUCUUAAGAGUAAAGCAAAGAAUGUAUUGAUUGCAAGCUUUUGCAGAUAGUCCUAAACCUGGAGGUGUUCCACAUUAUUACUGUUGGUUUGUUGAAUCAUGGCCUGCCAGGUUUUGAUAGUCCUGUUUGUGUCAUUACUCUGACUUCUUUAAAUGACAGGAUCACCAUUUCUGCAAUGUGGGAACAUCCACUGUUACUUCUUCCUGCUACAAAUUCUUGUUAGUUUUAAUAUCACAAACAAAUUUUUAUUUUUAUUUUCUUGCACAACAAAAGUGUCAUUUUUUCUUGUAAAAAAUGCUUCCAAAAUUAGUGAUUUUCCUCCUUGGUCCUUUAAAAUUAAGUUUUUUUUCAUAUAUAUAUAUAUAUUCUAUGAAUGCUGAUAGGAAUGAGAAAUAUGUUUGUGAUGUAAAUGUUUUGGGAAAUAUAUGUGCUAUAUUAUACUGCUACAGACUUUGAAAGAGUAGACAUGUUUGAGCAAUGCCAAGUAAUAGAAUUAGACAUUAUCUCUGCAUUGAUUCUUAGAACAGAGAUUUGACUUGAAGAGAGUGUAUGUAUCAGUGGCCAGACGCACAUGGCUGUCAUCUCCAUCAUUAAAUAGCACAUGAUGUAUGGUGACCUGCCUUCAAUCACUGCGUGAUCUCAUGUCAAAACUUGGACGGUUAUAUAGUAGAAUCACUCAUAAAGAACUUGCAAUGGGAAUCCCCCCCCCCACAUGCAUUGUAGCCUUUCCUUAAGUUGCUGUGAUCAAAGUUCAUGGUAUUUAUCCCCUUAGGAAAUCUAAAUUAAUGUUACAGGGAAUUGCCUUCUUUUUAGCUAAGUAUUAUUGUAUGAGCGUGGGUACAUGGAAGCAAUAGAUACAUGGCAAAAGCGAGACAUGUCAGAUUCUAAAGCCAAAGGCAAAGUUGAUUCAAACCUGUUAAAGACCUUCCUGCACAGAACAUAUGGCCAUGGGAAAGAUGAGCAGGCUGUGUCUUCUCCUCCUCUCCUCGCUCUCUUGCUUCUCUGCCAUUGCCUUGUCAUGGCAGCAGCCUCGCCCAGAGACGGUCGACCUUGCGUACCACAUGGGGCCUGUCCUCACCUCCCCCGUUAACGUCUACACCAUAUGGUAUGGCCACUGGGAGGCAGCUCCACAAGGCAUCAUCAGGGACUUCCUGCUCUCCCUCUCCGCCCCUUCUCCUUCCCCCUCCGUCGGCGACUGGUGGCGCACCGUCCGCCUCUACACCGACCAAACCGGCUCCAACGUCACCGGCAGCUUCGUGCUGGCCGGCGAGCUGCACGACUCGGCCUACUCGCACGGCGCCACGCUGUCCCGCCUCGACAUCCAGUCCGUCAUCAGGUCCGCCGUCGCCGCCCACCCGCAGCGGCUGCCGCUGGACCCGCGCAACGGGCUCUACCUGGUCCUCACCUCGCCCGACGUGGAGGUGGAGGACUUCUGCCGGGAGGUCUGCGGCUUCCACUACUUCACCUUCCCGGCGGUGGUCGGCGUGACGGUGCCGUACGCGUGGGUGGGGCACAGCGGCUCGCAGUGCCCGGGGAUGUGCGCUUACCCGUUCGCGCUGCCGGAAUACAUGGUGGGGGUUCACAACGCGAGCGGCGGCGUUCGGGCUCUCGGAGCGCCCAACCGGGACGUGGGCGCCGACGGCAUGAUCAGCGUGAUAGCCCACGAACUGGCGGAGACGUCGAGCGAUCCGCUGAUCAAUGCGUGGUACGCGGGCGACGACCCGGCCGCCCCGGCGGAGAUCGCCGACCUCUGCGUCGGAGUCUACGGGUCGGGAGCGGGAGGCGGGUACGUGGGGAGCGUGUUCAAGGGAUCAGAUGGGGAGGCUUACAACCUGCAUGGAGUGAACGGGAGGAGGUUUCUUGUGCAGUGGGUGUGGAACCCUGUAAAGAUGACUUGUUUUGGUCCAAAUGCCAUGGAUUAAAGGGCUGUAAUCUUUGAGUUGAGGGAGGGAACAGCCUCAAUCCCUCCUGCAGACACACACAAGAAAAGGAAGAAGAAGACACAGUCUGUCACCUUUCA
Messenger RNA from Musa acuminata AAA Group (dessert banana), 3081 nucleotides. Its product is annotated as protein EXORDIUM-like 7. NCBI's taxonomy places the organism in Eukaryota, Viridiplantae, Streptophyta, Magnoliopsida, Zingiberales, Musaceae. The transcript has 2 exons. The record is from RefSeq and is a predicted model, not a curated record. Bases 2003 to 2983 code for a protein of 326 amino acids.